This is a messenger RNA of Schistocerca americana (American grasshopper), 762 nucleotides long. Its product is annotated as zinc finger protein 415-like. Gene Ontology annotation, cellular component: nucleus. Gene Ontology annotation, molecular function: RNA polymerase II transcription regulatory region sequence-specific DNA binding; DNA-binding transcription factor activity, RNA polymerase II-specific. Gene Ontology annotation, biological process: regulation of transcription by RNA polymerase II. NCBI's taxonomy places the organism in Eukaryota, Metazoa, Arthropoda, Insecta, Orthoptera, Acrididae. The record is from RefSeq and is a predicted model, not a curated record. Bases 30 to 605 code for a protein of 191 amino acids. The transcript is spliced from 2 exons.
AGAGCUUUCCUUCAAAAUACAGACUCAUAAUGCAUGUGUUUAUGCACAUUGAUGGCAUGCAGCCGCCUUUGUAUGUUUGUAAGUGGUGUGGUGAGGUAUUUCACAGUAAUGUAAGCUUGAAAAAACAUUUGAGAAUGAGUGAGAAUUAUAAAGACUUAACUGCUGCCAAUCAUGAAAAAUAUGGCUUUAGUGAUAAGCAUCAAAGCGGUAUCUUCUCAGAUAGAGUGUCAGAAGUUCCUGUCACAGAACACAAUGAGCUAUCUUCAUAUAAGGAAACUUGGAAAGCUUCAAACAGGUCCUCUAAUGACAUAUGUAACACACAUAUGACAAAUGAUAUGGAGAUAACAAAUCAUUAUGGAAAUUUAUCUACAGCUGUUAAUGUCGGUGCCCAGGCUGUUCUGCUUACUGCGAGCAGACACCACAAAUGUGGUAUUUGUGACAAUCUCAAGAGACAUGAAUUAAUUCACACUGGAAGGAAACUGCACAAAUGUGAUAUUUGUGGCAAAUCUUUUACUGUGCCAAGUAGUCUCAAGACACAUGAAUUAAUCCACACUAGAAUGAAACCGCACAAAUUUGAUAUUUGUGGCAAAUCUUUUGCUGUUUAGAUGGUCUCAAGAGACACAAAUUAAUCCACACUGGCAAAUGUGAUAUUUGUGACAAAUCGUUUGCCCUGUCAGGUAGUCUGAAGACACAUGAAUUAAUUCACACUGGAAAGAAACCGAACAAAUGCGAUAUUUGUGGCAAAUCCAUUGCUCUGUUAGG